Molecule: messenger RNA, 1890 nt
Organism: Beta vulgaris subsp. vulgaris (sugar beet)
Lineage: Eukaryota; Viridiplantae; Streptophyta; Magnoliopsida; Caryophyllales; Amaranthaceae
Product: serine/threonine-protein phosphatase 7 long form homolog
Exons: 6
Coding region: 292-1890 (532 amino acids)
Biological process (GO): meristem development; meristem maintenance
Source: RefSeq, a predicted model, not a curated record
GUGGAAAGAAACACACGGUUAACUUAAUGCAGAAGACAUGUACAUGUGAGAAAGUCAUAAUAUAUAAGUUGCCGUGUUCUCAUGUCCUUGCGGUAUGUCGUCACCGGAGCUUGUCAUAUAGUGGUUUUGUGGACGCUUCAUUUCUGACUAGCUCGUAUCGAUCUACUUAUAUGUCCUUUUUCAAGCCUGUGCCUGAUAUGCAUAAUUGUUCUCCAUAUGAUGGUCCGAGAAUUAUAGCUGAUGAGAGGCUAAAACGUGGAGCUGGACGUCCACGGUCCACUCGAAUACAAAAUGAAAUGGAUGCAGCUGAUAGGUCUGGCAAAUAUAGAUGUAGCAUUUGUAAGGUUUCAGGACACAAUAAGCAAAGAUGUCCUAAUAAGAACGGUGAAGGAACAUCUGGGUCUGAUGGCGCAGUCCAUCUUUCCCGGCCCCACUGAUCGCAGCGUUCUCACCCUCCAGGACCAGCAUCGGAGUGAGGAUGUCUGGAGGGGAGUAGCGGACACGGUACUAUCGUGUCGGUUGCAUCAUCACAGUCUCUAUCUUGACUGGGAGAUUCACGAGAGGGUUCUUCGGUAUGUCGAGCGUGCUGGUUUUCUCGGCAUACAUCGUUUGGUAGGGGGAGGUUUGGAGAUUGAUAGACCACUUCUGACGGCAUUAGUGGAGCGAUGGAGGCAGGAGACCCAUACAUUUCAUUUGACUGUUGGGGAGGCGACGAUUACUUUGGAGGAUGUCGCUGUUAUCCUUGGACUUAGAGUGCACGGGGCACCUGUUACUGGUCGAGGCGAGGGUAACUGGGCUGCAUUAGUUUUCGAGUUGUUAGGGAUUUGGCCCAACACACCGGAGAACGAGCCCAAAGUUCUCCAGGGUUCGUCUUUGAGAUUGACAUGGCUUCGGCAACAUUUUUUCUUGUUGCCGAAUGAUGCUGAUGAGGUGACUGGACAUAUAGUUCGGGUAGUGCGACCCUUGCAUACCUGUAUCUGUUUCGACAUUGUAGAGUUCCGUUUCCCUGGUCGAGUUAUGCGCCAGUUUGGAUUCGAGCAGACGAUUCCCGCACCUUCUGAUACGAGCACAACCCUUCAUGCCAUAGAUCGGAGGUCGAAGAACAAGAACUAUCCGCUCAGACAUCGACCUUACAUUGCACAUUGGGAUGAGCGCGAGGGACACAUAGUUCAGGGCACUCCUUUUAGUGGUCGUACUCAUGCCUUUGACGAGUAUAUGAUAUGGUUUCGUCGCAUCACGAGGUUACGCCUGACGAAUCCAUCGAGGCGACCACCUUCUACACAUUAUCAGCCUGCGUCUGCAGAUAUAGUACUGGCACAUACUUUAUCUGAUAUUGCUCAUAGGUGCGGUACUGUACUAGAGGCUUCUGAGUCAUUGCCUCCAGAUAUGGUGCGUGACUUGUAUGCGCAGACAUUGCAGACUAUGAGGGGACUGUGUGUUGAUGCUGUUGGCCGAGCUGGACAUGGCCACAUCGUACAGGGCGUGCCUACUUCUGCUGGAUAUACAUCGACUUCUACAUCUUCUACGUCUGCUGCCCAUAUAUCUACCACGACAGCUUUGCUUUCACCUCCAGUCACUCAGAGGGCCUAUCGACGACGUUCUGACACUACUCCCCCUUCUCUUGAUGCCAUUGCAGAGACUCAUGAGCCACACCUAGCUCAUCUACACCUUCACAAAAGAAGAAGAGAGGGUUGGAUGUUGUUUGGGAUUGCUGGAAUUUUUUUGGCUUUCUGGCAGUUGGCCAGUUAUGUGGAAAAUGCAGUUUUGUGUAAGGUUAAGCGCAUAGGAGUUGUUGCAGUCAAGUUAAUUCGUAGGAGAUUUGGUGGUAGUAUGGAGUAUGGGCAGAGAAUUGAUGGUGGUGGUGGUUCCAAUGGUCAAAGAAAGAAGUAG